Messenger RNA from Stegastes partitus (bicolor damselfish), 2610 nucleotides. It is a transcript of the gene mef2d, whose product is annotated as myocyte enhancer factor 2d. The record is from RefSeq and is a predicted model, not a curated record. Lineage: Eukaryota; Metazoa; Chordata; Actinopteri; Pomacentridae. The transcript has 12 exons. Gene Ontology annotation, biological process: heart development; positive regulation of transcription by RNA polymerase II; cell differentiation. The coding region runs from base 622 to 2328 and encodes 568 amino acids. Gene Ontology annotation, molecular function: histone deacetylase binding; DNA-binding transcription factor activity, RNA polymerase II-specific; protein dimerization activity.
GAAGGGUAAUUUGGGGCGUCCAGAGUGAAGCGUUCCACCAGCAGUUGUCACUUCAGCAGUCGGUGGUCGAGUGGCACAUGUGCUGCUCCGAGUUUGUUGGACCCUGUUUCUCUUCAGGACUGUAUCCCUCCGUCAUCUCCGACUUGGACUAUCUCGCGCUUGGACUUCUGCUUUUUUAAAUAACUGGCCUCAAUCCAGAAUCCAGACAGGGUUUUUUUUUUUUUUCCCUCCCUUUAGCACUUCCAAAAAAACGCCUUUUGCCACCUUUGAACUUUGACGGAGCUGCCCAGCUGAGGUGAAGGGGAGGGCAGAAGAUCCUAGUUCAGCCUGAGUGUGGAUGACCUGCCCUCAGAAACAGGACCAUGAUCUGAAGAGGGUGCUGCACACAGAACCCCAUUAUUCCUCUCCUCCUUCUCCCUCUUUUUUUUGUUUUUAUUUUUAUUUUUUUCAGUCAUCGCGGUGAAGGCCUCCCUAUCCGGGCGCUUCGAGCAGAAUCAGCGUGCACAGAGAGGGCAGCCUGAGAGUGACUAAGCAUUUAAAGAGGAAGAAACACAACAACAGUGAUCCGUGACCCCGGACCUUGCCACUCUCCCCUGCUCCUCCCACUGCAACACCAGAACCAUGGGGAGGAAAAAGAUCCAGAUUCAGAGGAUCACUGAUGAACGUAACAGACAGGUGACUUUCACCAAGCGGAAGUUCGGUUUGAUGAAGAAGGCGUACGAGCUGAGCGUGCUGUGCGACUGCGAGAUCGCUCUCAUCAUCUUCAACCACUCCAACAAGCUGUUCCAGUACGCCAGCACCGACAUGGACAAGGUCCUGCUCAAGUACACCGAGUACAAUGAGCCCCACGAGAGCCGGACUAAUGCCGACAUCAUUGAGGCUCUGAACAAGAAAGAGCACCGGGACUCUGAGAGCCCAGACCCCGAGGAGCCCUUCUCCCUCACCCCCCGCACUGAAGAGAAAUACAAAAAAAUUGACGAGGAGUUUGAUAAAAUGAUGCAGAACUAUAGGCUGUCAUCUACAGUCCCACAGCCGACCUUCUCCAUGCCAGUCACCGUGCCAGUAUCCAAUCAGAACGCGGCGGCGGCGGCGGCAGCCCUCCAGUUCAGCAACAAUCCUGCCGGCGCCCUGGUCACCACCACCUCCUUCGUCACCUCCACCCUCACAGAUCCCCGCCUCCUGUCGCCACAGCAACCGGCUCUGCAGAGGAACACCGUGUCACCAGGGUUACCACAGCGACCAGCCAGCGCAGGUGCUCUGCUAGGAGGAGAUUUGGGGAACUCCAAUGGAGCGUGCCCGAGUCCAGUCCCUAAUGGCUACAUCAGUGCCAGGGCCUCCCCGGGCCUCCUCUCCGUAUCCAACGGCAACAGCCUGGGGAAAGUAGUCCUGGCUAAAUCUCCAACUCCACCCAGCCCUCAGAUGGUCAACAGCCGCAAGCCGGACCUGAGGGUCAUCACUUCGCAGAGUGGCAAGAGCCUCAUGCAGCUGACAGAGGAGGAGCUGGAGUUGGUGAGUGAGAAUGCUCAGCGGCUAGGUGGCUCCCAGGUGGCACAGCCGCUCACCACACCAGUGGUCUCCGUGGCAACACCCAGUCUCCUCGCGCCCUUCUCUGGCAUGCAGACGGCCUACAACACUGAGUACCAGCUGACGAGUGCAGAUCUCACAGCGCUCCAGACGUUCACACCACCAGGGCUGGUGCCUGGCAACAUGGCUGCCUGGCAACAGCAACAGCAACCAGCAGUCUCCCAGCAACAACAACAACAACAGCAACAGCAGCAGCAGCAACAGCAGCUGAGCUUGGCGUCACUCAGUAACUUGGUCAUGUGGGGUGCAGAGAAACAGAAUGCGGAGAUGGUUAACUGCAUCUCCAAUUUUGCUGCUAACCUGAGGCCAGUGAGCAACAUACCUCAGGGCGCGCUGACAGUCAACACGAACCCCAACGUCAACAUCAAGUCCGAACCCGUCUCACCCAACCGCGACCGCAGCACUCCCAGCUCCACCAGUGGCGCCGGCGGAGGCGGAGGCGGCCACGGUCAAGUGCAGGGACAAGGUCUGGUGUCGGUCGCCUACCCCGGUACCCUGCGCCUGGAAGCGGGAGGCCAAGGCCGCUCGCCCGUCGACAGCCUCAGCAGCAACGGCAGCUCGUACGAGGGCAGCGACCGGGACGACGGCACCCAGGGCCGAGGCGGGGGUCCGGACUUCCACCACCAGGCCGGUGCUGGAGCCCAGCAACCCACCAUGGUCCUCCUGCGGCCCUCUUCGGCGGAGCCACAGGAACAGGACGGGACCAACGUCAAGAGGAUGAGACUGGAUACCUGGGUCACAUAGAGAGAUGGAUGGGAAGAGAAGGAUGGACAGAUGGAGGAUGGAGAUGUGUACUUGUGGCUUGUGUACAUGCCCCCACCAGCCCCGACGACCCCAUUCUCCCCCUUUCAUACACACAUAAUAUACCCACCGUCGAUCCAGUAACCUACUGCCCACACAGGAAGCCCUGACCUUCCACAUACAUACACAACACGAGUAUGCUAACACACUCUUGUCGCACGUGUGGACACUGACGCUCACUUGUAUGGCAAUGUGCAUUCACUUUUGAACUCUAAUGUACUCUCA